This is a messenger RNA of Megalops cyprinoides (Indo-Pacific tarpon), 5987 nucleotides long. RefSeq names its product microtubule associated serine/threonine kinase 3b (gene mast3b). The record is from RefSeq and is a predicted model, not a curated record. Gene Ontology annotation, biological process: intracellular signal transduction; peptidyl-serine phosphorylation. The transcript is spliced from 28 exons. Gene Ontology annotation, molecular function: ATP binding; magnesium ion binding; protein binding. Bases 357 to 4766 code for a protein of 1469 amino acids. Lineage: Eukaryota; Metazoa; Chordata; Actinopteri; Elopiformes; Megalopidae.
UGAUUCCGCAGCAUCUCUCGGUCAUCACUCGGUUAGCCUACUUGUCUCCGUUUAAUGUUUGUUUGGCUAUUCUCGUUGUACAGCUCAGAAUUUAUAAUAAACGCGUGCGGGGUAAGCCCUGCGGAACCUCACGAUCGGUGAAGUGAAUUGCGCGCUACAGUGAGGGGCGAUGCCCUGGAGAUACAUACAGCCUGGUGGAAAACUGAGCGCUUGUCGCCUCGUAUUUUUAGUUUCUUCCCAAUGAUGACCGGAAAGCGGGCGGUGAAUUUAUCUCUGCCGCGUGAAGACCGCUGAGGAGCCAGCAAGCAGAUAGUUAACAGGGGUCUGGAGGCAGAAACUAUAACCUCUGAAAGAAGAUGAAGUCGAGGAGAGACAAGCUCAAAAUCCCAUCCCUCACUCUAGAUUUGUCCCCCACUUGCCAGAGCCCAACUCUGCUGAGCCCCUGCAGUCCCUGCAGCCCCUGCAGUCCAUUACUAACCCUACAUCCAUGGAGUUGCCGUAGCAGUAACAGGAAGAGUUUGGGUGUAGGGACCCCGUCACCCACUCUCUCUCGGCCUCUCUCCCCCCUCUCCAUUCCUACAGCUGGCAGUAGUCCCUUAGACAGCCCAAGAAAUGUGUCAACCAGUGCCUCUCUCAAUUUCCCCUUUGCUCGAAGCCACAUGGCCCGCACUGACAGAGCGGAAGGACGAAGAUGGUCGUUGGCUUCUCUCCCCUCCUCUGGCUAUGGAACCAAUCCUCCCAGCUCUACUGUCUCAUCUUCAUCCUCUUCCCAGGAGCGCUUGCACCAACUCCCUUACCAGCCCACUCCAGACGAGCUGCACUUCCUCUUCAAACACUUCCGUAGCUCUGAGAGUGUGACAGACGAGGACGGCAAAUCCGGGCCUUUCAUCCGGCCUCGAUCUCGCAGUCUCAGCCCUGGUCGAACAAGUGGCUCCUUUGAUAAUGAGAUUGUUAUGAUGAAUCAUGUUUACAAAGAGCGAUUUCCCAAGGCCACGGCGCAGAUGGAGGAACGCCUGCUGGAGAUUAUUACACACUGCUCCCCGGACAGCACCCUCCCGCUGGCCGACGGUGUGCUCGGCUUCAUCCACCACCAGCUGGUGGAGCUCGCCCGGGACUGCCUGGACAAGUCCCGCAAGGGCCUGGUCACCUCGCGCUACUUCGUGGAGCUGCAGGAGAAACUGGAGAAGCUGCUGCAUGAGGCGUUUGAGCGCUCGGAGAGUGAGGAGGUGACAGUCAUCACACAGCUUGUAAAGAAGAUUCUCAUCGUCAUAUCCCGCCCUGCAAGGCUCCUUGAGUGCCUGGAAUUUGACCCAGAGGAGUUCUAUCACCUGCUUGAGGCUGCCGAGGGCCACGCCAAGGUGGGGCAGGGAAUAAAGACUGACAUCCCACGCUAUAUAAUCAACCAGCUGGGUCUGACGCGUGAUCCCCUUGAAGAAAUGGUGCAGCUGGAACAGUAUGACGCAGGCUCCACAGUGCCGCCGGAGUCUGAUGACUCUGUGGAGAAGUCUGUGUGCACGCCUCCCCGAAGGAAGCCAAUGGAGAGUGACUUUGAGACCAUCAAGCUCAUCAGCAAUGGAGCUUAUGGGGCCGUGUACCUGGUGCGACACAAAGACACCCGACAGCGCUUCGCCAUGAAGAAGAUCAAUCGGCAAAACCUGAUCCUGCGGAAUCAGAUCCAGCAGGUGUUCGUGGAGCGGGACAUCCUGACGUUCGCGGAAAACCCUUUCGUGGUCAGCAUGUUCUGCUCCUUCGAAACGCGCCGCCACCUCUGCAUGGUCAUGGAAUAUGUGGAAGGUGGAGAUUGCGCUAACCUGCUGAAGAACAUGGGACCCUUACCAGUGGACAUGACCAGGAUGUACUUUGCAGAGACGGUGCUAGCACUGGAAUACUUACACAACUAUGGCAUUGUGCAUAGGGAUCUCAAACCUGACAACUUGUUGAUCACGUCGAUGGGACACAUCAAGCUGACCGACUUCGGCCUCUCCAAAAUCGGCCUGAUGAACAUGACCACCAACCUGUACGAGGGCCACAUCGAGAAGGACACCAGGGAGUUUGUUGACAAACAGGUGUGUGGCACUCCAGAGUACAUUGCCCCAGAAGUGAUCUUGCGCCAGGGUUAUGGCAAGCCGGUGGACUGGUGGGCUAUGGGCAUCAUCCUGUACGAGUUCCUGGUGGGCUGCGUGCCAUUCUUUGGGGACACGCCUGAGGAGCUUUUUGGGCAGGUCGUCAGUGAUGAAAUCAUCUGGCCUGAUGGAGAUGAUGCGCUGCCUGCUGACGCGCAGGACCUGAUCACACGGCUACUGAGACAAAGUCCUCUGGAGCGCCUGGGAACAGGAGGAGCGACGGAGGUGAAACAGCACCCAUUCUUCCUGGCUCUGGACUGGAAUGGCCUCCUGCGUCAGAAAGCGGAGUUUGUUCCCCAGCUGGAAGCGGAGGAUGACACCAGCUAUUUCGACACUCGCUCGGAACGGUAUCACCACUUAGGCUCCGAUGAAGAUGAAGAAACCAAUGACGAAGAGUCUUCCCUAGAAAUCAGACAGUUUUCUUCUUGGUCCCAUCGCUUCAGCAAGGUGUACAGCAGCUCCGAACAUCUGGCCACACCGUCGAACCUGAGCUUCUCCUCGUCGGACCGCAGCCACAGCGAGGAGAAGGAGGAGCGCUGGGACAGCCGAGCCGUGCUGUCCCCAGGGGAGUGCCACCGGCAAGGGGGCAGCGGUGACAGGAGGCAGGCCGGACACAGGGGCAGCUUGCGGCCGCGGGCCUCGUCCAGCUCCUCGCAGUCCGAGCGGAGCACCAGCCCCCUGGUGAUGAGCAGCACCCACAGCCUGGAGACCAUGCCACGAUUCGCCUUCUCCACGGAUGACGAGGCUGAGGUGGUUGUGUCCAACCUGCACCGUAUCCGCCUGCGCAGCAACAGCACGGGCACCAAGCACUCCUCUCCGAGGGAUCAGGGAGGCCCGCGGCGCUACGGCCACCAGCUGGAGACACCUGAGCGCCAGCGCCUUCCUUCAGGGAGCAAGGUCCCGAAGUCUGCCUCGGUGUCUGCGCUGUCCCUCAUCAUAACAGCAGAUGACAUGGCAGGUGGUGUUCAGACGAGCCCUAUCUCUCCGCACUCGCUAUCCUCGAACCCGUCCUCCCGGGACUCCUCCCCCAGCCGAGACCUGUCCCUCGGCAUCAGCAGCCUGCGCCCGCCCAUCAUCAUCCACAGCUCCGGGAAGAAGUACGGCUUCACGCUGAGGGCCAUCCGCGUCUAUAUGGGGGACAGCGACGUCUACACCGUGCACCACAUGGUCUGGUGUGUCGAGGAGAGCAGCCCUGCCCAUGAAGCGGGACUGCGGGCCGGUGACCUCAUAACUCACGUGAACGGGGAGUCCAUCCAGGGGUUGGUGCACACCGAGGUGGUGGAGCUGCUGCUGAAGAGCGGUAACAAAGUGGCCCUGCAGACGACUGCGCUGGAGAACACCUCUAUUAAGAUUGGGCCCGCUCGCAAGACCAGCUGUAAGGGCAAGAUGGCACGGCGCAGCAAGAAGAGCAAGAAGAGGGACAAUCAGGACAGCAGGAGGCGGGGCAUCCUGAAGAAGCUGUCCAAGCAGAGCACUGUGAUGCACAGCAGCCGCAGCUUCUCAUCAGGGCUGCACCACUCGGUGUCCUCCAGCGAGAGCCUCCCGGGCUCCCCCACGCACAGCCUGUCCCCUGGCCCCUCCACACCCUGCCGCAGCCCUGCCCCAGACCAAGCCUGUGAUACCAACUCUCCUCAGAGCACCUCGCCUUGCUCCAGCUCUCCCAGCUCUCCAGCGGCUCACAUCCGGCCCAGCUCUCUGCACGGUCUGGGCCCCAAGCUCAGCAGCCAGCGCUACACCAAAGUGGGCCGUCGCAAGUCCACCAGCAGCAUCCCCCCCUCCCCUCUGGCCUGCAACCCCUCCCCUCAGCCUGUGUCCCCUCAGCGCUCUCCCUCCCCCCUGCCCGGAAUCACCAAGACUCUCCACUCCUUCCACGGCAAGACGCUGUCCCCCCCGACCAUCGUCCGGCACAUCGUGCGGCCCCGCAGCGCCGAGCCCCCGCGCUCCCCGCUGCUCAAGAGGGUGCAGUCCGCCGAGAAGCUGUCCGGCGCCUACCACGGGGAUAAGAAGCCGUACGCCUCCCGCAGGCACACGCUGGAGGUGCCGCACGGCGAGGGGGAGGCGCUGGGAGAGCUGGAAAGCGAGGGGGCGUGCGGUAACAUGUACGCGGGCGAGCACGGUCGCCUGGGGAGCUACCUGGGCGGGCAGAGGCUGCGGGACUGGGGCAGCGACCGGGCCGAGGAGGUGGUGGUGAUGAGGAAGCUCAACCUGUCCGAGCGCCGCGAUUCCUUCAAGAAGCAGGAGGCCGUGCAGGAGGUCAGCUUCGACGAGCCCGAGGAGAAGCCGGCGCAGACGCCCACAUCCCCCGUGAGGGCCCCCGGCGCACGCCCGCGGUUUAAGGCGGCGUGGAUCGUACAGGAGCCAGAGGUCAGUGAGGAGACCGUGGUGAAGAGGUCUACCCUUGUGCCCCAGAUCGCUGUGCAAGGCUCAGAGAGUGAGGAACCGUCUGAAGGAGAGGAAGAGAUUGAGCGACCUGAGCCUGUGUCAGAGAAGCAGAAUGAGGAAGCCAGAAUCUCUGACAACAGCUCCUGUAAUCCAGUGGAGGCGACAGUGUCUAUGCACAAGUGGGCCACUCCAAGCAAGAUUAGAUGCACAGGGGACUCCCCAAAGAACCUAAGCCCGUGGAGAGAUGAGCAAAAAGAGUGAAGGUUCAUUGUAAUCAAAUGCAAACGGCCAUAUCUUCAAAGGAUGCAUUCUGCUACUUCCCGAAUGUUGAUGAAAAAGAUGACCUUUACCAAAUACCGAUUCCAAAACAAAUACAAAAGUUUUUCCCCACAUUUGGUUUUUAUUAAUGUGGAGUCCAUCAUGUUGUAGCCGAAACCUUGUAUUUUGUAAAUAUUUGAUAUGAAAUGGGGAGAAAAAGACUGGUGAAGCUGGACUUUUUUCCAGGGUUUAUUUAUUACUUUUAUAACCUAAUGUGAUUUGUAAUGGGGCCAAAAAAAGAAAUUCAUUUUCAUUUUUGUUGUUAACUAACCAGCCAGACUUGCUGUGGGUUGACAUAGCAGAACAGGUGUUGAGGUUUUAACAGUAUUUUAUGUUUUCAGUUCAAUAUGACCAAUUUCAUUUUAUACAAAUAUAUAUAUUUUAACAGGCUUCAACUGGAUCUUUGAGAAGUCCUCAUACAGAUUGCUUGCCACAAUAGCUGGUAGUUGACUGCUGACUACAGUGUAAUGUAUUGAACUGGGAAGUGUUUUUGUGCGGCACAUUGUGACAUUGGACAAGGUUUUUUUAAUUUGAGAAUAGUGGUAAGUGGUAAACAACUAUUAAUCUAAUCCAAAUUAUUUUCUUGAAUAAUGGAAACUCACGCUGAAGUCUAUUGGACUUUCAGUCCAAUCACGCUUGUGAAGAAUAGUUUAGGCCCAUAUUUUUGAAUAUGACCAAAUAUGACCUUUUUUGAUGGCUAACACUAAUUGGUACAUUACUGGAAAGUUAUUUGACCAUUUUUCCAUGAGCUGCAUGCAGAACAGUGUCUAGGUAAUAUGACUUCAAGAAAAGACCUGCCACAUAAAUUUGGAUACUAAAUACUAAUUACCACUGUAGUUCUGUUGAGGUGAAUCUCCAUUUUGCUGGACUGAUGCCAACUGGUAUAGUUUUUAAAGCUUGGAAUCUUAGAUGUUGUAAUCAAAUAUAUGCCUCCCUUUCAUCUUUGUAGUGAGAUGUCUGCAAAAGGCAGGCUAAUCCCUAGGAUAUAAAAGCUUUCCGUUUCAAUGCAUUGUUUUCUGGAAUAUUUUAAUGCAGACAAACUGGCUAGCUAUUUGCAGGUUAUGCAUUUCUACUAAAAGGACAUCAGUGUUUUAAAGGGAAUGUAGGAACUAGCUUAGAAUAAUGGAGAUAUUGAAUGCACUAAGUUUUAUUCACCACACUAAC